GCACGCUGGCGCUGGGUUAGUGGAGGUCGGGCUGUCCCCGGAGUGUCGCAUAUAGACGCGACUCAGCAUAUGCCUUUGCCUUGAGGUGAUGAGGAGGUUUUUGUUACUGUACGCUACACAGCGAGGACAAGCAAAGGCCAUUGCAGAAGAAAUAUGUGAACAAGCUGUGGCACGUGGAUUUUCUGCAGAUCUUCACUGUAUUAGUGAGUCAGAUAAAUAUGAUCUAAAAACAGAAACAGCUCCUCUUGUUGUUGUUGUUUCUACUACGGGCACUGGAGACCCACCUGACACAGCCCGCAAGUUUGUUAAGGAAAUACAGAACAAAAUGCUGCCUGUUGAUUCUUUUGCUCACCUGCGGUAUGGAUUACUGGGUCUUGGUGAUUCAGAAUAUACUUACUUUUGCAAUGGGGGGAAGAUAAUUGAUAAACGACUUCAGGAGCUUGGAGCCCGACAUUUCUAUGACACGGGACAUGCAGAUGACUGUGUAGGUUUAGAACUCGUGGUUGAGCCGUGGAUUUCUGGACUCUGGGCUGCCCUCACAGAGCAUUUUCAGUCAAACAGAGAACAAGAGAAGAUAAGUGGAGCUCUCUCGAUGGCAUCCCCUGCUCCUCCGAGGACAGACCUUGGGAAACCAGAGUUACUGCACCUUCAAUCACAGAUCGAGCUUCUGAGAGUAGAUGAUUCAGGAAGAAAGGAUUCUGAGGUUUUGCAACAAAAUGCAGUGAACGGUGGUCAGUCAAGUGCUUUAAUUGAAGAUUUUGAACCCUCACUUACCCACUCAGUACCCCCACUCUCACAAGCCUCCCUAAAUAUUCCUGCUGUGCCCCCAGAUUACUUACAGGUGCAUCUCCAGGAGUCUCCUGGCCAGGAGGAAAGCCUAGCUCCUGUGACAUCAGGGGAUCCAGUUUUUCAAGUUCCAAUUUCAAAGGCCAUUCAACUUACUACAAAUGAUGCCAUAAAAACUACUCUGCUGGUAGAAUUGGACAUUUCAAAAACAGAUUUUUCCUAUCAGCCUGGCGAUGCCUUCAGUGUGAUCUGCCCUAACAGCGAUUCUGAGGUACAGACCUUGCUGCACAGGCUGCAGCUCGCAGAUAGGAGAGAGUGCCGUGUGCUCCUGAAGGUGAAGGCAGACACCAAGAAGCAAGGAGCUGUCUUGCCCCGGCAUAUCCCUGAGGGAUGUUCUCUCCAAUUCAUUUUUACUUGGUGUCUUGAAAUACGAGCGAUUCCUAAAAAGGCAUUUUUGCGAGCCCUUGCAGACUACACCAGCGAUGGUGCAGAAAAGCGCAGGUUGCAGGAGCUGUGCAGCAGGCAAGGGGCCGCUGAGUACGGCCGGUUUGUGCGAGACCCCUGCGCCUGCUUGUUGGACCUCCUUCUGGCCUUCCCGUCCUGCCAGCCGCCACUCAGUCUGCUGCUUGAACAUCUUCCUAAACUCCAACCUAGACCAUAUUCAUGCGCCAGCUCAAGUUUAUAUCACCCAGGGAAGCUUCAUUUUAUUUUUAAUGUUGUGGAGUUUUUGGCUAAUACUGCAAUGGUUUUGCGGAAGGGAGUGUGCACAGGCUGGCUGGCCACCUUGGUCGACUCAUUUCUUCAGCCCAGCACAAGCGUGUCACAUGAAGACUGCGGGAAGGCCCUGGCUCCUAAGAUACCCAUCUCCCCUCGAACAACAAACUCUUUCCACUUACCAGACGACCCUUCAGCUCCCAUCGUCAUGGUGGGCCCGGGGACGGGCAUUGCACCCUUUCUUGGUUUCCUACAGCAUAGAGAGAAACUCCAAGAACAACACCCAGAUGGGAAUUUUGGAGCAAUGUGGUUGUUUUUUGGCUGCAGACACCAGGAUAGAGAUUAUCUCUUCAGAGAAGAGCUCAGACAUUUCCUUAACCUUGGGAUUUUGACACACCUGAAGGUUUCCUUCUCGAGAGAUGCUCAUGUGGGGGAGGAGGAAGCCCCAGCAAAGUAUGUGCAAGACAACCUCCAACUCCAUGGCAAACAGGUGGCAAGACUCCUUCUUCAUGAGAGUGGUUAUAUCUACGUGUGUGGAGAUGCUAAGAAUAUGGCCAAGGAUGUAAAUGAUGCCCUUGUGGAAAUAAUAAGCAGAGAGGUUGGAGUUGAAAAACUAGAAGCAAUGAAAACAUUGGCUACUUUAAAAGAAGAAAAACGGUAUCUUCAGGAUAUUUGGUCAUAAACUGGAAAUUAAAGGAAGACAUUUAAGCUUAAGCUUUCUUGCCUGAAAAUACUGUAAGACAAUUUUACUGAAGCUGAAACUUUACAUUUUUCUUGGAGGAGGUGCGAUGUUGUUGCCCAUCAGCCCUCUGCUCCCUGCCUGUGCCUGUGAGCCUGCCCAGACGGCCCCGCUGCUUGGAGGCUUCCCAUGGCCUCUGUUACUUCCCAGAGAACUUCACAGAACCCGUAACCAGUUCCCAGGCGCUCUCCCUCUACACACUAAGGCUUCCUGAUACAGGGCAGGGAAACUAAAAUUGGUGGGGUAGAUUAACUCUUACAAAAUUCUGCUGGCAGUUUUUGAAAAAUAAUUUAUCAUUUUAUAUGAAUAUACCCACAAAGAAUAUUCUUAAAUUACACAUGUAAAGUAUAUCUGUUACAUGUCUGUAUAGUUACCAAAUGUUUAUUUAUUGCCAAAACUGUAUUUCUGAUAAAAAAUAUUUUAAAGUAAUACUCUACAAAGGGAUUUGUUUUUAUGAUGCUGGAAAUGAGAAAUAUGUUUUGAA
Nycticebus coucang (slow loris) is the source of this 2723-nucleotide messenger RNA. It is a transcript of the gene MTRR, whose product is annotated as 5-methyltetrahydrofolate-homocysteine methyltransferase reductase. Bases 89 to 2182 code for a protein of 697 amino acids. Gene Ontology annotation, biological process: homocysteine metabolic process. Gene Ontology annotation, molecular function: [methionine synthase] reductase (NADPH) activity; flavin adenine dinucleotide binding; FMN binding. The record is from RefSeq and is a predicted model, not a curated record. The transcript is spliced from 15 exons. Gene Ontology annotation, cellular component: cytosol. Lineage: Eukaryota; Metazoa; Chordata; Mammalia; Primates; Lorisidae.